CGGUGGUUCUUUGGAGCUGCCUGCUUUUGCGACCAGCGGCCGCGCUACCAGAGGUUGCCGUCUGUCUUCGCGGCGUCCCGGGCUCCCGUCGGGCCUUGAAGCAUUGGCACAAGUAUGUCUGGCCCUCUCUUGGAGGGGAAGAGAAUGUGGAUCUGUUUCUCGUAUCGCCGAUCCAGAAGCAAGUUCUGCAGCGGCACCACUGCCUGGAGUUUCCAGAAGAAAAAGCCAUCGAGAAGAGGUUCUACCUGUCGCUCCACGACGGGGAAGACGAGGCGACCACAGGGGGCUUGGAGGUGAAGAAAGAUGAACUUGAGUCAGAUACUAGUACAAAAAAGCUAGAGCCGCACUGCGAAAACCGUGCUAUCCCCGUGAAAGACGCUUUUCUGCGCAACGACGUCGAUAUGGAGGCGUUUCACGACGAGCACACCCCCGCCUGGCGGGCCUAUGCUUUUCCGCUCAUGUUCGAAGCGGAUUCGAAGCUGCUCGGGGGGCUUCCCUUCCCCGACUACGACCAAUUGGCGUUUCAGGAGAACUACCAGGUGCUCCGGCAACCGACCCGCUGGCGGGAUUUGUCGUGGAAGCUGGAGAAGCAUGAGCGCAGCCACCGAACCUACCUGCGCCGGUACAUCAAGGCGGCGCCGCAAUUUUUCGACCUGUGGAAGUGCGAAGAAAUCAUUUCCAACUCGGAAGUGUAUGCGAGGAAUCACAAGAAAUACAGUCAUGUGCUUAUUACAAUGAAAAAUCCCCUCACCCCCGAACCUGGGCGCAUUUGUAUUGCAAACCUUUGCAAAUGAAACAUUCGCCCUCUUGCAUCUAUCAGCAUCACAGAUUUCGAGUCGUGAAUCGAAAAAAAUUGUAUUGCGCAAGAUCCCAGCAAGAGCGGCGCUUGUCAUGCGAGCAAUGCGAUAUACGCCUAGACUCUGCAUCAGAAAGAUUCAUAGUCCUUUCAUGCAUGACAAAAAGUUUUCAUUUGGAAACUUUGCAUCACAAAUUAUUGCAACUUGGGGGGUGAGGGCAUUUCUCAUUGUAAUAGUGCUAAUCUCGCGGAUGGACUUGUUCUUCUUCGCGCCCCACGCGAACAUAUCAAAUGUAAAAAUGUCUGGGUCCUCUGGAAGAAUGCAACUUGUGAUGCUGCAUUUAGAUUCCAGAAAAAUCUCUAUUGCAUGAGUACCAAAGGCAAGGCAAUUUUUGCUACGCGGAGAGGGCAUUUGUAAUGCGGAAUAGACAUCAAGAAGCUCUCAAAAAAUCUGUUGUGCUAGGGCAUGCAUCACAGACAUCAGGGCUCAUGCAAAACGUGCAUGACAAGUGUCAGAAUCUUCCAGACCCAGACACUUUUACAUUUGAUAGAACAUCCUACCCGCGACGCGGGGCCUGACGUUCGCGAACUUGGGCUACGACUACGAAGAGCCCCGGAUGGCCGCGAUCCGGCCCUACCGGUACGGCUGUUUCAUCCCGCGGGGAAUGGACUGGGUCACGGGCGUGGCAGAUUUGCUCGCUUUGUGCGACCGGAAAGCGGCGCGCGUGUACAUGAAGGGGCGGCUCGAUCUCUUGAAGCAACCCACGCAGUUUUUGGAGCUGGCGGACCUGGCAAGGAAGAGACGCGGCAUCUACAACAGUGAGCUGUUUUUGGCAGAUGCGUUGGAACUACACCAAGUACCGAUUCAGCGGUACGAGGCGGCGUUUUUUCGGUCCUGCGCGGUGCCGGUGGACUUCGAGAAAGAGCUGUUUGUGAAGGAGUACGACGUGCUUUUGCUGAGUGAGGUGGAGGAUUUGAUGCUGGAAAAAGAAAGACUCAACCCAGUUAGUUCUACAAGCGAAGUCGCAGGAACAAUCGAUGUUGACUCUCCGUCGCCAGAAUCUACCUCCAAUCUGGAAGUGGAAGAGCAAGAACCUUCUGAAGCGAAAGCAACAGCAAUGCGGAAGCAGCCUGCACAAGUAGAGAAGAAAAAAGUAGAAAAACCUACCGACCUCCAGACGACCAUAGCGAACCGCAAAGGCUACAAGAAUCGGUGCCGAGUUUGGAGCGAGUUGGGGGUGGCCGGAAAGUUUGAGGCUCCCCGGCCGCCGGAAAGCCGGGUGGAAAGAGCGCGGGACUUUUGGCACAUUUAUUUAGUACCGGGGAAGCUGCCGCACGAAGUUCUGGGGAAGAUGAAACAGCAGCUGUUUCUGUGGAAGGAGCAUCAAAUUGUGCCUCAGUACAUCUCCACGGCGAGGUUCGACGUCGACUCGCUGAUCAGGCACUUCGCUUUCAACAACACCAAGGUGGCAAGCUAUUUCGCGCACUUUUAUCACGAGUUUCGGAAGUUUGCGGUGUUGGACAAGAAAAGCGGACAACCUUUGAAGGUGCAAGAGCUCGCUGCAACGACAACAUCUACCUCAUCGGCGUUGCUGGACGAGAGCAGCAGGAGGACUACAGAUCAUUCAUCUAUUCCGGAGGAGUCCUCAAAUGAAGAUCCUAUAAAAAUCGCUCUCGCCGGCCGUCGCACGCAGUGGAAGAAGUCCACUCUUCGACAGAGUAUGCACAAACUCACGAGGAAGAAGGCGCCGAAAUUUGACCAACAUUCCCUGGAGAACAUCACCCAGCGGCUGAUGUACUGUGGCGCGGACGUGGGGGAGCGGUUUGAGCGUCAUUUGCAGGUCGCGGCGCCGCACUUGGAACCGCAAGCGCGGUUCGAGCUAACCGGCUACCCGGGCGCGAGCACAAAGGGGCAAGCGCUUUACUUCGGACCGGCAAGGGAGGGCCAGCAACUGGUUUCGUAUUUCUACGCAAACGCGAUUGAGGUCAAUAUCAAGGCGGUGGUGUGGGACAACAACAUUUUGCUGGAAUUCGGGAAGGAGAUGCUGCAAAGGUAUUACGAUGCCUUGCUCGAGGAAAAAGAAGGGCAAAAGAAUGCUGUCGUAGAGCCUUCAACAUCCGAUAUUGGAAAUGGCACGGAUGCAGCGACCGAACGAAAAGCCUUUGAGACCGCGCUGAUCGGGUCGGGCACCAGUCAGGAGGUGAUAGACAAAGUGCUCGCAAAAGGCGGAGAUCUGGACACCCUGGUACAGGACCCGCGGACGUACAUCAACGAAAGUCACUGGGACGGCAGGACCGGGAAACUGGUGCAAGACACCCGGAUAACCGGCAGCAAGUACCGGGAAAAGGUUUUUGUGUCGCAGAAAAUAACGGAGGAGGACAAUGUGCUCCAGUCGCAACUGAUGGGGCUGUGGGACUACUUGAAGUUGGCAACGACCGCAACGGAUCGGGCAAAGAAAAUAGCGGAACUGGGAAAAUUGUUUCCUUUGUUUCACUUUCCAAGCACGAGAUUUCACGUGUGAGAUGCGAUUCGCAGCAGGCUGGGCAUGAUGUCUGCGAACAGACUUCUGUAUGCCUCUCUGUGUAAAAGUUCUUGAUGUAGUUGCCACAGUGCGUCAU
Amoebophrya sp. A120 is the source of this 3415-nucleotide messenger RNA. NCBI's taxonomy places the organism in Eukaryota, Dinophyceae, Syndiniales, Amoebophryaceae. The record is from the annotation of a GenBank genome assembly.